Molecule: messenger RNA, 4422 nt
Organism: Paramuricea clavata
Lineage: Eukaryota; Metazoa; Cnidaria; Anthozoa; Malacalcyonacea; Plexauridae
Source: the annotation of a GenBank genome assembly
AAGAACCCUGCUCCAGAGAUCCAUGCGUCAACUAGCAAUCUAACCAUCGCAGAUAUCAUCUCAGAAAGUGACAUUUGUAUCUCGGAAAAUCACGAUUCGACAGAUUCGUGUUCCGCGUCAGAAAUUACAGAUUCUACCACAUUUCCUGUUAUUUCACAUUCUCCUACCUUUCCUGAAACUACAGAUUCUCUUUCCUGUCCCGAAGUUACAGAUUCUCCUACCUUUCGUAAAGAUUCUUUUAAUUCUGAAAAUGCAGAUCUACAAUCCGAAAUCAGUCAGAAAUCAUAUUGGAAUGAUUGGAUCGAAUCUGUUGCAACCUUGUCUUGCAUUUCCAACUAUGUUAAUGAGUGUCAAACACUGGUAAAUGAUGCAAGGAAGGCAGACAUUCCCAAUAUAGAACAGUGGAUCGAAGAAGCUAAGAAUACUGUAACACUGAUACAAGAAAACUGUGGAAGAUUUGUUAAAAAAUCCGACGUUGACACCAUUCUUCAAGAUAUCCAACGGAUGAAGGUCAAAGUUAACGACUCUAAUCCUGGUCAAGUUUCUGUGGAACAUGAUCCAGCUCUACGUAAUGAGGUCCGCGACGACAAUCAACAAGAGUACUUGGUUGAACUUGGACCUUUUCAGCCGAGGUUACCUUGUUUCCCAACCAACCCAGAUAUACCUCAGGAGAAGCAGAAUCGUUUUUCACCACGAUGGUAUGACGAGUAUCCACAUUUGGAAUACAGCGUGGAGAAAGAUGCUGUUUUCUGUUUCGUGUGCUCAUUAUUCGACGACACACCUUCAAAGGAGAAGGCAGACCCCAGCUGGAAAACUACAGGCAUUAGAAAAUGGCAUAAGGAGCAAACGAAACAAACUCAAACUCAUAAAGAGCAAACAGGGAAAACUGGUCCAGCACUUCUCCUCCCAAAGUCAUAAGGCUUCUCUCGGUGCAUACUGUCACUUCCUGCAGAGGACAAAGCAUAUCGACAUCCAACUGGAUAAGGAAAAAAGGGCAGUGCAAAUUCAAGAAGCUCAAGAUUUGGAAUAUAACCGUCAAAUCAUUCUUAUCCUCCUGGACAUCGCAAAGACCCUUGCUCGCCAAGCUCUUCCAUUCAGAGGCGACAGCAAUGAAGACGGUAAUUUUUAUCAAUUGGUCCUUUUGCUCAGCAGACAUGUACCAAACUUAAAACGGUGGCUAACUGACAAAAGGCUGAACCCGUACCACGUCACCUACUUAAGUCCUCAGUCGCAGAAUGAGUUCAUCAUGUUGCUUGAAAAGGAACUGCGAGGAAAAGUAAUAGAAGAAGUUAAAUGUUCGGGUAUGUUUUCCGUUAUGGCAGAUACUACUCCGGACGAAGAGCACACGGACAGACUCUCCGUUGUUCUAAGAUAUGUCAGCGCCACUGGAAAGCCAACUGAAAGAUUGCUGGAUCUUUUGAAGACGGAGGACAAGACCGGUCUUGGACAAGCACAAGACAUCCUGUCGACGAUAAAGCGGUGUGGUUUGAAUACAGAUAGCCUGUGUUUUCAGUCAUACGACUUCGCCGCCGCAAUGUCUGGUGAAUUCAAUGGUGCCCAGAAGAAUUUGUUCGAGCUUGUUGGACGCAAUAUUCCUUACAUACCAUGUCAAGCACACCGCUGCAACACCGUAAUUGAGCAUAUAGUUGUAACGCAAGCGCCAUUGUCCGGGAAAUGUUUGAGAUACUGCAGGUACUUUAUGUAUUCUUCACAUCUAGUACGAAACGGUUCCAGCCACUGAAAGAUGAAAUUACCAAGGUCGAGAACUGCCUGAUGCUCAGAAACCUGUCCAAAACCCGAUGGAGUGCAAGGGCGGAGAGUAUUCAAGCUGUCUGGACAUCAUUUGAAGUGAUUCUGGAUGUCUUAUACACGGUUACCAGCAAAGCAGAUGCAAAAACCAAAACGCAAGCACUUGGUUUAAGGAAAAAAAUGCUUUCGCUUGACUUUGUUGUCGCACUGAUGUUCAUGAAAAACAUUGCGUAUAAAACGAAAAGUCUGGUGGUGGAGCUGCAAUCAGUUGAGCUCAAUAUUUUGGAUGCAACAGGCCUUGUUGAUGGAACGCUAAGCAUCAUGCAAAAGUUACGAGAUGACGACAAAAUGAUGGACGAUCAAAUUGAAGCAUCCGUAAUCUUCGCCAAAAACAUCGAAAUUGACGCGGAAGCAGAUUUCAACCGUCAUCAUCGCCCAAGGAGAGCACCUGGACGCGUGGAUGAGCAAGCCGGAACAGCCACAAAGUUUUCACUUCGAGCCUACUACAGAAAUCUAUUUCGCGACGUCCUUGAUGUUCUAACAUCCCGAAUGAGAGAACACUUGGUGCAGUGUAAGAAGAGCAUUUUGCCUUUGUUAAAGUGUUUGAAGCCACCAAUCGAUGUAUCGUGCAUUCAUUCCGCUGUCUCAUUAUUUCCACCUGCACAAUCACCUGACCCAUUAGCUGUAGAAGCCGAAUUACAAGUAUUGGCAGAGUUAUUACCUUCCGACGUUGGCAAAGACUAUAACAAGGUGGUUGAAGUCAGCAAAGCCAACAAAAUGUCCCUUCCAUUGGCAAAUUCGACAGUCAGAUUGAUGCUUAUGGCUCCUGUGACUGUGGCUUCAAAUGAACGUUCAUUUAGUCAAUUGAAGUUUGUGAAGAACAAACUACGUACGUCAAUGAACGACUCAAGGCUGACUGGUCUUAUGCUUUUAACCUGCGAGAAAGACCUUACAGACACUCUUGACUUGGAAAAAGUUGCAAAAGAGUGGAGCCUGUUGAAGAAGAGAUGAGUUCGUAUACACUAAAACUUGCAAGUGGCGAACGUAUCUCGAUCGAGUAUCGAUAAAUAUACUAAUACGUUUGUAAUAUACUCUAAAUGUACUGAUCAAAUACUCUAACAAUUUAGUUUCAUUUGUAUAUCAACAUAUUUAUUUUUGAGGGAACAGUAUAUUAAUAAAUAAUUCCUGGUGUGUACAAUACGGAUAGUAUAUAUUUGUACAUUAAAUAAUGACUCAUCAAUGGUCGUGACAUGCACACAAUGUGGCAUAAAGUUAACAACAUUUUUGAAAAACUCGGCAAAUUCAACCAGCGUCACUCGGCAAUUUGACCUUCGACACCCCCCCCCCAAUCCAUAUCCCUUCGCGACGGCCCUGGACAUUGUUACGUGUAUCCAGGCAUGUGGUGUGUCUUUCAAUGUUUGGGAAAAAGGAAUGGUGAUGGAAAAGGAAGUGGUGUGUACGAUUUUACCAGCCUGAUGGGUUCAGACAAAAAAAAGCUAUUGAGGGAUCUUCCAGAUAAGUUAGAUGGGGUAAUCAAGCCAACCCAAAGUGAGUCAGUUAUCAAGAUCUGGAAGGUGCAGUAAUAUUCAAUUGCAUGUACAUGGUGCAAAAAUCUACGGACAUAACAAAAGUAAAACGUAAGUAAGUUUACACGAGCAAAUUUUAUUUGACAAAUUUCAUUUGAUAAAAUGCAUUUGAUCAAAAGCCUAGCAUGCUAGCUUUUGUUCAAAUGCAUUUGUCACAAUAAAUUUGUCACAAAUUUAUCAUUUACACGAGUAAAAUAUGUUUGACAUAUGAAAUUUGUCUAAUAAAAUUUGCUCGUGUAAACGGGGCUUAAGACUAGGGUUUACCUAAGGUGCAUGGGGAAAGUGCUACAUAUUGUGCCUAUACGUGGGAAGAAUGAUUUUGUCGUAUAAAUAAUGCUAUUAAUAAUUAACCAAUUUCUGACAAUAAUGAAACAAAUAGCUGUCUCAAGAUGCAAAUUGGUUAAUAAUUGCAAUUUGUAUUCCUAUUUAAUAAUCAAUAUCCAUUGUUUUAUGUAUUAGGCUAAAGCAUGGGUAGAGUUAUUUGUUUCGCUUGGUGGCGACGUUACUGGGUUUGGAAAGCAACAUGUUACACCUUACAUACACUGCUUGGUAUACCAUGUCCCAAACUUCAUGAAGAGACACAAUGGCAUGAAAAAAUUCACAGGACAAGGUAACAGUUUAAUGUGGCAUAAAUAAUAUAACAAUAAUUGUGCAUUCAUACACUGAUAUUGAUAAGCACUAACAACAAUUGUAAUAUCCUACAUCUGUUAGGGGUAGAAAAGAAUAAUGACGAUGUCAGAAAAUUUCAUCUGACAAAGUCGUUUAGUGGGAUGCUCCGACAGAUAUCCUGCUUGUCAUUAAGCGACUGCAAGUAACAGGUCAACAUGAGAGGGUGCCUAGAAUGUACAAUAAGUCAAAUACUGAGUACUGGUCCACAGACAUAACAGAAAUAAGAAGUAAAAGAAGAAAGCUGUCAGCUGCCUCCAAUGUUGAAAUACCAGAGAGCAAUUCAGACAGUGUCUUCAAUAUUGAAAAUCUUUCGGCUUUAGAAAUUAAAGAGAAACUGAAAGAAUUAGGAGUGCAAACACGAGUACGAAAGCUGGAAAAAUUGCAGGAUAUUUUGAAAGAAGCACUCCACAAAGACUAA